AAUAAAAUCGGGCUUUCUAUCAAAUGUAAGACCAUCCUGGGCCAAAGUUGCAAUCCUUUAACCUACACAAACACAGGCAGGAGGAUUCUGAAGUUGUGCUUUAAAUUAAGUGAAAGGGAAAGAAAAAACGUACACAAAUUACGGGGACGAGCGUAAGCUCGCCUAAAUUCCGAAAUCGGAAGCAAGUUUUGGCGCAAAAAAUCCCUAAUUUACGGCGCCAGGUAUCGCGGCAAAUCCAGGCUAUGAUCGGCCUGGUCGGCCGGAGACGGAAAUGAAUCUAUUGCCUUCACUGUAGUGUAUAGAGUAUAGUCUUCUAUAGGUCUUAACUGAAUGGAAACCAUAGCUGAAAACCAUAGCACUAAACUCCCAAGAAAACCCGAAAACCAACUACGGUCGAUCCCGAACAAUCUUCAACCCCAGCGUUUCCCCACACACCAUGAUGCACCCGAUAUUUCUCCAACAGUUCGAAUCCUUUGCGACCUCCUUACCCGAGUCUCUCCACAUGAUAUUGAAUCUGCGCUUUCUUCCACUGGGAUUAUCCCUACUUCCGAUGACAUCCAACAAGUCCUUGGUUUUUCUUACAAUCAGCCGUUGUCUGCCAUCAAGUUCUUUAGGUGGGCCGGGUGCUUCGUCAAGCCCUCUGCUUAUGCGUGGAAUCUUAUAGUCGAUUUGCUUGGGAAGAAUCAAAGCUUUGAACCGAUGUGGGAUGCUAUGCGCUCCAUGAAGCAAGAGGGUUUUCUUUCAACUACAACGUUCGGCUCUGUCUUCAGCAGCUAUUGUAUUGCGCAUCGGUUUAGUGAGGCUACCAUGAGUUUUGAUGUCAUGGAUAGAUACGGUGUAGAACAAGAUGUUGUUGCAGUCAAUUCACUUCUUAGUGCAAUUUGCCAUGAGGACAAUCAGAUGUCGGUUGCUAUAGAGUUUUUUGAUAAGAUCAAGAUGAAGAUCCCACCUGAUGGGGAUACUUUUGCCAUUUUGCUUGAAGGGUGGGAGAAAGAAGGCAAUUUGGCUAAGGCCAAGAACACGUUUGGCGAGAUGGUAGUCAGAGUAGGAUGGAGUCCGAAUCACAUUUCUGCUUACGAUGCCUUUUUGACCACGCUUGUUUGUGGCUCUCAAGUCGAUGAAGCUCUCAAAUUUUUGCAAGUUAUGAAGAAGAAUGACUGCUUACCAGGUUUGAAAUUUUUCUCUAACACUCUCGAUAUUCUCGUCAAGCAAAAUGACUCAGCCCAAAUAAUUCCAUUGUGGGAUACAAUGGUGGGUGGUGGGCUGUUGCCCAAUUUGAUUAUGUACAAUGCAUUGAUCAGUGUGUUAUGCAACAACGAUAACGUGCAUGAUGCUUUCCGGUUCCUCGAUGAGAUGGCAUUCCACGGAGCUUUCCCCGAUUCUUUGACUUACAACAUGAUUUUCCAUUGCUUGGUGAGGAAUAAGAUGGUUCGCGAGGUGGGGAAGUUCUUUGUCGAGAUGACGAAGAACGAGUGGCCUCCUACAAGUUCUAAUUACGCCGCGGCUAUUAAGAUGUUGUUGGAGAACGAUGACCCCGAAAUGGCAAUUAAUAUGUGGAAUCACAUGGUUGAGAAUCAUGUCUUAACGCUCGAUGAAAGUGCUAAUGAGUUACUCAUUGGGCUUUGCAACUUAGGUAGGUUAGUAGAAGUGAAAAGAUUUGUCGAAACAAUGCUCGAUAGAAGAAUUAACAUAUACGAUUCAACGAUGGAGAAAUUAAAGAACCCUUUUUACAAAAAGGGUAGAAGUUUUAGAGAUAAAUAUGAUAGUCUUUCAAGGGAAUGGAAAGCUAUGAAGAUGUCAUGAUAUGAACAUCUUUGUCACAUAUUUUAUAUAGAAGUUUCUUUGUUACAUCUUUUCUCUCAUUUUGAUGACAUGUACAGCUGUGGUAAUCGUUAACGAGAUGAACUUUAUCUAGUAAAUGCAGCUCGUGCUAUUUAUUUUUUCUUUUGCAGGUUAAUAUCUCCUUGCCUACAUUGUUGUGGCAGUUGUUCUCUUGGCAUAUUUUCUUUGUCUCCCUUUUGUGUUUUCCCUACUUGCAUUGCAUGUUGUGACCCAAAUGACAUGUAAAGUUUGGGAGAUUUUAUUGCAUAAAACAUGACAAUGGCAUUCACCUAGAUGAUUAUAAAUUUGGAUCUUUGUCUUGUUUUUGGUGGUAAUAUUUGCUUGAGUUUCGGGUUCGUGUCGGUAUUUGAUAGUAUGCAACAUUGCAAUAGAGAGCAUACAUAGCUUUUUUGUGGUGCUAUAGUAGGCUUUUGAAAGAAAAUUGGAUGCAAAGUACAUGAAGUUUCAUGUAUUCAAAGGGUCAUAAUCUCAUAUCGAUUUAUGGAUAUGAAUCGAAUCCAUUUUGUGCUUAGAUUAGGUUUUUUUUUUUUUUUUAAAUUCAUUUUUUUUAAGGAUUGAUUUUGGUCGGAUUUUAAGGAUUUAGGCUAGGAUUGGUUUGGCUGUUUUUUUUGGUUUGGGCAAUAAUUUUGGCUAAGAAAUUGAAAAGCUGAUUUUCCUUUUCAGCGGUUCGAAUUUUGACGGUUUGGCAGUUCGAGUUCUGUUUGUAGUGGUUUGCUCUUGAAACGGUCUAAAUAUUCUGUCUAGACCGGUACUCUAGUCAGUUCCCGGUUUGACCGGCUUGUUUAGUUUGAUCCGGGUUAGACAACUAUGGUUAAAACUGAACUAAUAGGGUGCUAUUAACCCUAAACACUAGUGUAUUACUUCAAAGUCAACGUUGUUUAAACCGGAGAAUUGCAUCGGUCGUGUCGAGAACUAGUAGGGUAUCAAUCCGAAGUAGGGUUAAAUUGGUUGGCCUGUGAAUUGUUCGAAAUUGGUUGAAUUGUUCUCGUCUUUUUCGUAGUUUUGUAUUUUUUAUUUUUAUGAUUUUUUAAACAAUUUGUUUAAUUAAA
This is a messenger RNA of Gossypium arboreum, 2891 nucleotides long. RefSeq names its product pentatricopeptide repeat-containing protein At1g77360, mitochondrial-like. NCBI's taxonomy places the organism in Eukaryota, Viridiplantae, Streptophyta, Magnoliopsida, Malvales, Malvaceae. The record is from RefSeq and is a predicted model, not a curated record. Gene Ontology annotation, cellular component: chloroplast. The coding region runs from base 331 to 1803 and encodes 490 amino acids. Gene Ontology annotation, molecular function: protein binding. The transcript has 2 exons.